Messenger RNA from Suillus clintonianus, 2667 nucleotides. RefSeq lists its product as uncharacterized. The transcript is spliced from 11 exons. Lineage: Eukaryota; Fungi; Basidiomycota; Agaricomycetes; Boletales; Suillaceae. The record is from RefSeq and is a predicted model, not a curated record. The coding region runs from base 1 to 2667 and encodes 888 amino acids.
AUGACGGAUCACGAUGGGACACGGGACUCACCAGCUCCCAGCAUCAACGUUGAGUUCUGGGGGCCAGGAGACCGUCUAUAUCGGAACUUUCACAAGGACCUCGACGCUCGUCCAUGUGACGAGAACGGCACAUUUCUUCCCCCUGGAAGCCCACCAAAGCCACUCUCUGAUAAAUCUCCUGACGACUGGACGCCUUACCGAAACCGUAUCGAGUUCGAAACCGCGGAAUUUUUUUUCACCGAGAAUCAGACACCUGCAGCCCAGAUCAAUAAGCUACUCGAUCUCUGGGCUUCAACCCUCCAGAAACACGGCGAUAAGCCUCCAUUUGCAGAUUUCCGCGACCUUCAUAAAACCAUUGACAAAACACCACUCGGUGAUGUCAAAUGGCAAUCGUUUUCAGUUCGAUACAAUGGUGAACGACCAGCCGCUGAUGUGCCGCCGUGGAUGGACCAAGACUUUGACGUCUGGUACCGUGAUCCACGAGAAGUUGUUCGCAAUAUGCUUGCGAAUCCGGACUAUAUCGAAGAGUUCGAUUACCGACCCUACCGCGAAUUCUUGACCGAUGGUGAUGAGCGUCAGUGGAGGGAUUUCAUGUCCGGUGAUUGGGUAUGGGAUCAGGCGGACAUAAUCUCAGAGGAUCCGGAAUCACAUGGAUCCACGUUCGUACCUGUUAUUUUGGGCAGCGACAAGACUACUGUGUCUGUCGCAACGGGAAACAACGAAUAUUACCCACUCUAUGCGUCUAUCGGCAAUGUUCGCAACAAUGUCCGACGAGCUCAUCGUGACGCAGUAAGUAUCAUUGGGUUUCUUGCUAUUCCCAAAACAACUAAGGAACAUGCAACUGGGGAUGUAAUGUUCCGAAAGUUCCGCCGGCAAUUAUUUCACUGCUCGCUCUCCAAGAUCCUCGAGACACUUCGACCCGGUAUCACGAAGUACGAAGUCGCGCGAUUUGGCGAUGGCCAUUUUCGCCGUGUUAUAUACGGUCUGGGACCGUAUAUAGCAGACUACGAAGAGCAAGUGUUAUUGACGUGCAUCGUGCGUGGCUGGUGCCCAAGGCCGGUUGGCGCUGUCGUCAUCACACAGAUGUGCUUGUCGGAGGGGACCCUUGGUGAAUUGUGGGACGAGUAUGGUAUCGUCGGUGAUCUCGUUCCGUUCACAAACGAUUUCCCUCGCGCUGAUAUCCAUGAGCUCAUUGCCCCCGAUAUCCUUCACCAGCUCAUCAAAGGCACAUUUAAAGACCAUCUUGUGGAAUGGGUCGAGAAGUAUCUGUAUCAGACGCACUCGAAGAAAGAGGCCCAGCGCAUCAUGGAUGAUAUUGACCGAAGAAUUGCUGCUGUUCCCGCCUUCGCUGGCCUUCGACGUUUCCCGCAAGGACGAGGCUUCAAGCAAUGGACCGGCGACGAUUCAAAGGCACUGAUGAAGGUAUACUUGUCCGCCAUCGAGGGACAUGUCCCUGUAGAUAUAGUUCGAACAUUUCGAGCUUUCCUCGAUUUUUGCUACUUCGUCCGGCGUAGCGUCAUUACGGAGAAGACUCUCAAGAACAUACAAGAAGCUCUCGACCGCUUUCAUCGAUACCGACAAACUUUCGAAACGAUUGGUGUUGUAUCUACAUUCUCACUCCCUCGCCAACACUCACUUCAACACUAUGUACUCCUCAUUCGUCUUUUUGGGGCCCCGAAUGGCCUGUGCUCAUCGAUCACCGAAGCAAAGCAUAUCAAAGCCGUGAAGGAACCGUGGCGGCGUUCCAGCCGGUACAAGGCCCUUGGCCAAAUGUUGGUCACAAAUCAACGUCUUGAUAAACUCGCGGCAUCGCGUGCUGAUUUCACCCAACGCAAAAUGCUUGAUGGGACCUGUCUUUCUGCAGCUGCACUUGCAGUAGAAAAACUGCGCACUAUGAAUCUUGAGCCAGGCGAUGUGGACAAGGCCAACGACAACAACAACGAUACCGAAGUUGACGACGGGCCAACUAAUGUCGAAGCGCAUGUUGAAUUGGCCAAAACGCCUCAACGCAAACGAGCUCGCACACCUGCCGCGUUAGCAGUUGAAUUGGCAAUCCCACAACUCCCCAACCUUUUGCGCCGCUUUCUCUUUACCCAACUCAAUCCAGAUGACCCUCGUGACCCUUCCGAAGUUCCCCUUACUUGUUGUCCUCAAUACAACGACAAAAUCAGUGUUUUCAACUCCGCAUGUUCCAGAUUCUUUGCCCCGAGCGAUCCAAGUGGUAUCGGGGGCAUGCGUCGCGAGUAUGUUCGCGCAUGUCCAAUAUGGAGAAAUGAGUACCCUCGUUAUGAUUGUGUCUUCGUCAACACGAAUCCGGAUCUCGACGGGAUGAGGGGUAUGGACGUUGCGCGAGUGUUGAGUUUUUUCUCUUUCACAUACAAGGCUGAAUUAUACCCAUGCGCAGUUGUGCGGUGGUUCGAUACAAUUGGAGAUUCACCCAACGAAGACAACGGAAUGUGGAUGGUACAGCCUGCUCAUCACGCGAACAACUCUCCCCAUAUUUCCAUCAUUCAUAUUGACUCAAUCUACCGCGCCGCACACCUUAUUCCUAUAUACGGUACUCAAUUUAUUCCUCCGCAACAUCAGCACCAUCAGACUUAUGAUGUUUUCCGCAAGUUCUAUGUUAAUAAAUACGCAGAUCAUCACGCAUUUGAAAUCGCAUUUUAG